CCAUCUGUUACUACAUUUACAUGUAGUAACAGGUAAAAGUAAAUAUGCAUGACACUAAUCAGAUGGAUGGAAUCACUGAGGAUAUUUAAAAUACAAGUAUGUUAUUUGUUGAAUGUGAAAUUAUGAAGUCACAUGGGCGUGGUGAAUUAAUGUCUAAAUAGUCACAGCUGUUUGUGCAGUUGUCUGUGAGUUUCUUUACAGUUUUAUCCUAUUAGACUUGUCUUCCAUGGAGGCAUACACUUCCUUUCUGGUAGUUGUCUUCUAUUUUGGUGCUUUUGCGUGAGUGUAUGAUGGGAUGGACAACAAACAGGAACCUAUGUUCACAAUAGCCUUGCAGUAAAUACCAGCUUGAUCAAGCUCAUGGACAACCUUGUGUUGUUAAAGAACUCUCAUAUCAAAGUUAUUUCAGUCUUUUUGGGUGAUAGUCUUGUGCUUAUGCAGAAGAUGUUUGAGACAUUUGAGAGCAUAUAAUGACUUGUGCAGCUCCCAUUAUAACUGACUUAGCUUAUUAAAGGCUAUGUCCUUUUUCAUGUUUUGCUUGUUUGCUUUUCCCUUUCAACCCCAGCUACAAAACAAGUCAUCAAGUUGAAUAGCAAUAGCUAUUAGAUUAUUGCUGGCUAUUAACAGUAACUGUUUAAGCAAGGUUGCACAGCAACACAAAGCAGCUUACAGAGGUACAAAGAGCUAGCGUGUUGUUACCUUAUACAUCAGUGGCAGACACUGCAACAUUAGUCUCAAAAAUCUUAAUAGUGCAUUCCAAACACAGGGAAACUGCAUCAGCAAAGAGGAAUGGUGGUAACAAGGAAACCCUUAUCAACACUGCAAGGACACUGAAAGAAUUUGCUUAACAACAGUACAAGCAGCAGACUCAAGCUACAACAUACUGAACCGUACAUGUGCAGCUCCCUCAUACAAUACCUCAGUUGUUCUGGCCCAACGUUAUCAUCCCUCUUUUUUCAUUAAAUAUACCCUCCCUGUUUCCUCUUACUCUCCAGUGGUGACUAACAUUGCCUUCAGUGUGGAUUUAAAUAGACUAACCCCAAAGCAGAGCAAUGCACAGUGACACAGGGAGUAAGACAAGCACCCAUGUGCUGCCCCAAACUAACACACACAGAGUCCUGGAAAGAAAGCCCAAUGCAUACUGACAAACCAACAGCUUUUGUCAAAAUUUAUAUUACGCAAAAAGCAGGAUGUAAAUGUGCUUCUCCACACCCCACUGUUUUAAGUAUCCUGCAAGAGACAACCAUGACAAACAGAAUGAGAGAGAAGCCCUAUCAAAAGCUGAGUGUCACUGAAGGUUACUCUACUUUUUUAGGGGGAGAUUUGGAGGAGGUGACUCCGUGCAGAGGUUAGACCCAGACUUUAGUUAUGCAAGUCAAUGUAUUUUUAUGGUCAGCACAACCUGAACGCUUCUGCUAUCAUCUCGAUGCCCCACUUUUGAUGAACUUAAACGUUUAAGAGUUAAAGGUGGUGACACAAGUGAGCCACAGGCUGGUAACAGCGGAGGAGGAGGGCGGAGACACUCCUCCCGUCAGAGUGGAGGCUGAUUUGUUCGUUCCUUGGUUCGGAGAAAGGGGCGAGGAGUCAGCAUCUCUAACUUCUGUCACCGAAAAGACGAGGAAAAAAACGCAUCCGUUGUAUUGAGUGGAGCAAAGCGCGCACUCUUCCCUUAAGAAAAUUUGCGCUUCGAAGCAUCAGGAUACUGCAAGUUACUUCUCGUUCAUCAAGGUUUCUGCAAGAGUUGGACGAGCACAUAAGGGAGCGGUCGGUCGAGAGAGCAAGGUGAUUGCAAAAAGCACACGGGCGAAAGGGAGGACAACAAACAAAGCAAAGGAGCGGAGAGAGGAGAGGUGACCUGGCCGAAGCAAAAUGUUUGGCAUGAUCAAGAACUCGCUCUUCGGAAACACCGAGGAGACGGAAUAUAAACUGCUUAGCAGUGAGACGAAGGAUAGAGUAAGCUUUGAGGUGCGGCGAUACGAAGCUGCCAAAUACGCUGUUGUCUCCUCUGAGGGACGAACUUUUGACCAAGUGACAGGGGAACUGGUGAGGAAGCUGCUCAUGUACAUCGGCGGGAGCAAUGAACAAGGUGAGGCCAUGGGUAUAGCAGCUCCCAUCAUCAUCACAGUGUACCCACGGAAUGACGGUGUUCUGUCUCGCCGGUUGGUGGUCGGAAUCCGCAUCCCCUCCAUCUACCAGCAAAGCCCCCCGACUCCCACCGACAGUGCCAUCAGGAUUGAGGAGCGGCCCGGCAUGACUGUCUAUGCUCUCCAGUUUGGAGGAUUUGCAGGGGAAAGUGAGUACAGAGCAGAGGCCUUGCGUUUGACACGCACCCUUGGUGAGACAGCCCCUUUUCAGCGCAAGCAGUAUUUCUGUUGUAGCUAUGACCCACCACUCAAGCCUUACGGACGCCGAAAUGAGGUGUGGUUUCUGCAGGAAGAGCCAUAAGAGCCUUUGGUUCCCAGUUACAUCUCAUGCUGAAUUCUUUAUUCAAACUUACCUACUUUCUCAGUCCUGUAACUGUAACAGUAUUUGAUUGGUAAGAGCAAUAUGGUGACUUGAUAGACCUCUGAACGCACAUGGACAGACAGAGAUUACCCAUGUCGCUUUUACACAUCUAAUCUUCUGCUUGUCAAACAUACAUUAUAGUUGUCACACUAAAGUUAGGUGUUCAAGCAAUGGGGCAAUUUAGAAUUCAACAUAAGUGCAGUAGCAUUCUCUCAUUUCAUUAUCAUGUUUUCUGUAUUUUUGUUUUUAAUUUAAACCCUUGUAGCUCAGAAACAGAACACGUGGCAUUAGAGUGAUGAAAGGCUUCUAGACAAAUGUAGUCUUACGAAGUGAGUAUUUAUUCAAGUCCCAUGCAUUUCAUACAGACUUUUCAUCUGAAAAAAUUGCAUAACUGAAUACAGCAUGUAGUACCAUGACUGAGUUUAGUUCUCUAAGCCAAGAGAAUAUAAAUCAUAAAGAAAGUACCUUUAUUUGAACUGGUAUGCUACUGCCACUGGUUUACAGGUGUGAAACAUAAAGUAACUCAAUGAAUAGCAUGUAUUUGAAUACAAUUCUACAGAUUUUUCUAAUCCUUUAGGAAUUACAUAUUUGUCCUUAAGGUUAGAUGAAGUCCUUGUAAAGCUCCCAGCUUAAUCUAGUUUACAAUAUGGUGAUGGCUACAGACAAAUGUAUAGAAUUAACAGAUACAUGGUAAUAAAAAGCACACAUCCUUUUCCUGGGUAAGGAACUGGAAAGAAACAGGAUUUGAGCCAUAAAGUAGAGCGAGUCUUCAUUAAUUAAUGGGUAAGACAGCUUUGGGUGGAAAUUGGAUAGCUAGCUAUUGAUGUUGUUAGAAACUUUGUGAUUAUAUGUUGAUCCAGAAAGCAUUUGUUUGUGGUGAAUAUUACGUGUUUUAGUGCACGACAGUGCCAUCUUUAUUUAUUCAGAAUCUUGAAACUGUUAUGCGAGACAUCUGUACAGUUUGGUUUUCUGUGAUAAGAGUGAAUAUAAUUUUCAGGUUUGAUAGUGUUCAUGACAUAAUAAAUAUGUUAUUUAGUUA
Molecule: messenger RNA, 3544 nt
Organism: Xiphias gladius (swordfish)
Lineage: Eukaryota; Metazoa; Chordata; Actinopteri; Istiophoriformes; Xiphiidae
Product: heme-binding protein 1-like
Exons: 4
Coding region: 1870-2445 (191 amino acids)
Source: RefSeq, a predicted model, not a curated record